Anopheles darlingi is the source of this 1795-nucleotide messenger RNA. Its product is annotated as transformer-2 protein homolog beta-like. Gene Ontology annotation, biological process: positive regulation of mRNA splicing, via spliceosome. Gene Ontology annotation, molecular function: RNA binding. The record is from RefSeq and is a predicted model, not a curated record. The transcript has 4 exons. Gene Ontology annotation, cellular component: spliceosomal complex. Bases 197 to 964 code for a protein of 255 amino acids. Lineage: Eukaryota; Metazoa; Arthropoda; Insecta; Diptera; Culicidae.
CAACCCGCGUUGCCGGCGCGCCGCGAUUUUCUUUUCAAAAUUCUUUUUCCGGGCGCUGUGGUCAAACGUUCGCACUACGGCCGAGGGUCCUGCCGCCAGCAUCCAAGGAUCCGAAGACGGAUACACCGUGCCUGGAACAAACCGAUCGUCGUGGUGGCUUUACUAAACCCAAAAGGGCGGCAUUUGGGAGGAUAAAAUGAGCAGAGAUCAUCAUUAUUACGAGAGUUCCCGAUCCAGAAGCCGGGAUCGAAAGUACCGGCGCGAGUAUCGGGAUGAAACGGAACGUUACAAUCAGACCGAUUACGGGUCGGGCUCCAGUUCCAGCUAUCGGCGCAGUUCACAGCAUCACCGCACCCAGCAACACUCCUCGCACUACCAUGACCCCGCAGCCACGGCGAGCACCUCUUCCUCAUCGUACUCCUCCGGGAAGCUCGUCCUGGCCGUGUUCAACCUUAGCAUCUACACGACCGAAGCGGAGCUGUACGACAUUUUCUCCAAGUUUGGUCCCGUCCGCAAAACAACCGUAGUCCUCGAUGCAAAGACUGGCCGUUCCCGGGGCUUCGGUUUUGUGUACUUCGAGAGUGCCGAAGACGCCAAGAUAGCGCACGAUCAGGCGAACGGUAUCGAGAUCGGUGAUCGCAGGAUAAGGGUCGACUUUUCGGCCACCAACAAACCGCACGAUCCAACUCCCGGCGUCUAUUAUGGGCGCGUAUCGUACCCGAAGGGACCGUAUCACGGUGGCAGUCAUUCAAGUGGUCACCCACCAUCCAUGUCUUCCCACGGUUACCAUCAUUGCCGAGCGUGUGAGGUUGAAGCGCGCGAUCGGGAUCGCUGGGAACGAGAAACACAUUCACGAGAUCGCUACUAUUACGACAGCUAUUCAUCCAGCGAUCGGAGACGGGACCGGUCCACAUCAAGCCGUUCGCGGGGCGAUUACUAUCGCAGCGGAACCAGUAUUCGCUGACCCGUGGUUGGCGGGUAACGCGGCCCAUCUUAGCGAAGUGUAACUACCACAACCAGCAACAGCAGCAUCCGCCAUUCGCCAGUCAAAAUGGGCCGAAGACGGUGUGAAUGGUGUUUAGAAUUUUAGGGGAACAAGCCAAGGGGCCAUGGCGCCAUGGGCAGACGAGCACGAAGGAAUUGAGCAAACGCAAACGAUCCUGCGAUCCCUAAAUUGAAGACGCGCUAGGCGCGCUUCGCUUGCAAUUCGAUUGUUGGUUGUUAGGUUUUAAACAGGUUUUUCGUUCACGGCGCGUCGCGGUCGCGCCCCGGCCCUAAGCAGGAAAAGAUGAGAAAGCUUUGAAACCAAACCACCCAAAACCGGCCGCCGCCACCACCACCGUCUGUGUCCCUUGUGCGGAUCUGUGUGAGUGUGGAACUGGAUUCCGACCCACGGCAGUCAAUGGGCGUUCGGUGCCGUGUAUUUUGAUAUUUUACUUCUUUUUAAUGUCUGUUUUGAUCCUACUAUAUCCUAUCUGCCCUAUUCCUAGUUAUCAGAGUUAGUCUCACCGAAGUACCGAAGUAGUUUGUUGGUGUUGCCUUACGCGUAAGCAAAGGGCCUGUCCCCGGCAGGUUGGAGGGACGCGGGGUCACAGGCCGAGCCAGGUUGAGCCAGUUGAGUGUUACGAUGCUUUGUUAAUGAUACGUUGCAGGUUAAAUUAAGUAAAGAAAAGAGAGCAUGUAAGCAGAUAGUAAGACAGUUUCCGUGAAUGUAUAGUAAUAAUUGUAAAAAUGAAGCGGAUAGGAAAGGAAGGGAAAUGGUAUAAAAAAUGUAAUAACAAAAAAAAUUGAAUAU